Coffea arabica (coffee) is the source of this 1351-nucleotide messenger RNA. RefSeq names its product protein DELETION OF SUV3 SUPPRESSOR 1(I)-like. Gene Ontology annotation, cellular component: proteasome complex; proteasome regulatory particle, lid subcomplex. Gene Ontology annotation, biological process: proteasome assembly; mRNA export from nucleus; double-strand break repair via homologous recombination. The record is from RefSeq and is a predicted model, not a curated record. NCBI's taxonomy places the organism in Eukaryota, Viridiplantae, Streptophyta, Magnoliopsida, Gentianales, Rubiaceae.
UUAGGGCCAACAAAAAAUUAUUCAAUCUAGAAUAACCUUUAGGGAGGAGGAGAGUGAGAAAAAAAACAUUUUUGGAUUUUGCAAAAAGAGUAUAUAAACUUGCUUAUGACCUAAUUCCUUUCCCCAUCUACAAGAUUCCUCCAGAUUUUUCAGGAUCGAAGAACCAAGUAUACGCUGGUAAGUUUUGCUUUGAGUGACUGACAAUGGCAACUACUGAGCAACCAAAGGCAGCUACCGAGGACGCGAAGAUUGAUCUUUUUGAAGACGACGAUGAAUUUGAGGAGUUUGAAAUUGAUCAGGAGUGGGAGGACAAAGAGGAAGGCAAAGAAGUAACCCAGCAGUGGGAAGAUGAUUGGGAUGAUGAUGAUGUAAAUGAUGACUUCUCGCUGCAGCUUAGGAGGGAGCUGGAGAGCAACAAUGAGAAGAACUAAGCUAAGUGUAGAGAUGAUUGUUACUAUUUCUGACACUGUGCCUUGUACCCUUGCUUAAAGAGUAAUGGAGAUUUGAUGAAUCUUAAUGCGCCAAGUUCAUGAUCUGGAGUUUUAAUUAUUUUUUCUCUUAAAGGAAAACUUGCAACUAAGGUUUUUCUGACGCAUAUGGCAAUACUUUGGUCAGAACCACCCAAAAAAAGAUAAAAAAAAGGAAAAGAUAAAAGAUGGACACUUUGUAGAAUGCUUUCGGGAAGCACCUCCUUUGUUGGAUGAUUAUCUAUAUGCUGACGAAUAAUACAACAUAAACCAAAGAAUGGCAAGAGCUCUACCUCUAUGGUUUUCUCUUCUACAGAAAUGGGUACCUUGUUAAUUGUGGGAGUGUGCGAGCUCCGUAGAACUGACUGCAGAAAAGACAGUUUGAUGUUCAACUUUCAGCUUGGUUGUUUGGUUUGUAGUUUUCUCAUAAACAGCCAAUGGGCACGUUUUUAUUUUAUUUUCAGGAGUAUGAAUGCAUCUCUUGGCGUUUUAAGCCGGCAAAACAAGCUAAUGUUCAAUUUUCUGGACACUGUAGUUGCUUUUACACCAAUCACUGCAAUGACAAGGCCAUUUUCUUUGGGGUUUUGGAAGGUAAUGUCCCUGGAAUAUGGUUAAAAGCUUUCUUCUUGGACUGGAGAGAUCUUAAACAUUUGGACUUCUAGGUUCCUGGGUUUAUGAUAUAUUACUAGAGCAUUUUAAUGCAGCCUUUAUAUGAUAAAUAUGUAUGUACGUAAAACUGCUUAGAUUAGCCAUCUCUAGACGAAUUUAUUCGAGAAUCAUGUGAUGUACUUUCUCAAAUAUUAUUUGUAGACUAGUUUUAACUAGGUGUGGUCUCAUCAUGGAUGCAUGUCAUUUUGUGAAGGAUGAAAAUAUUUUUCCUCCCU